AACAUUCAGCAACAGUCAAUCUUGAACAAUUCUACCCUCCCUAACUCGACUUUUCAACUGCCCAAGAUGGUCCGCGUCUUCAUUACAGGCUCAAGCGACGGAAUUGGCCAAGCAGCCGCCAAGCUGUUGGCUGAGCAGGGCCACCAAGUUACGCUUCACGCUCGGAAUGCAGACCGGGCUGCCUCUACUCAAGCCGCCAUACCGAAAGCAAAGGCAGUUCUCAUCGGCGAUCUUUCAUCCAUCGCGGAGACCAAAAAGCUCGCCCAAGAGGCCAAUGCCGCGGGGCCCUUUGACGCCAUCAUCCACAAUGCAGGCAUCGGCUACGGCGCUACAUCGUCCCGGCAGAUUACCCCUGACAAAAUCUCGGCAGUCUUUGCAGUCAACACGCUGGCGCCGUACAUCUUGACUUGCCUGAUGGAUAAGCCUACGUCGAGACUGCUCUUUAUGAGUUCCGAUAGCCACUACAGCGGCGACGAGACUCUACGAAACGCUACGCAAUCCCACUCAUAUGGUGACAGCAAGCUUCAUGAUGUCAUGCUCGCCAAAGCCUUUGCCCGACGCUGGGAGGAUAUUCAGGUCCUGAGCAUGCACCCUGGAUGGGUGAGGACGAAAAUGGGCGGCAGGGCUGCGCCAGGGGGCACAGAUAAGCCGGCAGUGGCCCUAGCGGACUGGGCGGCUGGCGAAGGCGUCUUGGCAAAGAUAAAAUCGGGUGCUUUCGUGUCAACAAGCAGGGAAUCGACGUCGCAUCCAGGGGCUGAUGUUGUGAGCAAACAAGAGGAGCUCCUCGACAUUUGCAAGCGAGUUUCUGGAAUUCCUGUUCCAGGGGAAUAA
This is a messenger RNA of Fusarium keratoplasticum, 831 nucleotides long. RefSeq lists its product as uncharacterized. The transcript has a single exon. The record is from RefSeq and is a predicted model, not a curated record. Bases 67 to 831 code for a protein of 254 amino acids. NCBI's taxonomy places the organism in Eukaryota, Fungi, Ascomycota, Sordariomycetes, Hypocreales, Nectriaceae.